Girardinichthys multiradiatus is the source of this 5692-nucleotide messenger RNA. It is a transcript of the gene tax1bp1a, whose product is annotated as Tax1 (human T-cell leukemia virus type I) binding protein 1a. NCBI's taxonomy places the organism in Eukaryota, Metazoa, Chordata, Actinopteri, Cyprinodontiformes, Goodeidae. The record is from RefSeq and is a predicted model, not a curated record. The coding region runs from base 394 to 3282 and encodes 962 amino acids. The transcript is spliced from 18 exons.
UUUAUGAGUUAAAGAUUAAUCUUAACGUUUAUUACGGUAAUAAUAUAGUGGAACUGUUUAUAGUGCUCUGGUUCAUCCCGGUCCUCCCAGCAUCACUGGUGCAGCUCAGCAUCAUCUCUCUCUCUUUCUCUGCCUCUCUGAGGAAGAGACGCAUCACCGUUAGAGCUGUGAGAGUGGAGAAUAAACACUGAGAUACGACGAAGAAAGUCAUUGUUUCUUUACUAGUGGCCGCCAUUUAAAGGAGCCUUUCACCACCCGGAAAAGGACCAGAACUUAUACGUCACCAUGAAAUCUUCAUCUUUGACUUGAACUGAUCUCCCUCGGAAUCAGAGAGGAUAAAUUACUCGACGGUUUUCACAGCUUCCAGAUAAAUGAAGUGACCAACAGGGCAAGAUGUCAUCAUUCCAGGUGGUGGACUCAUCACCUGGCUGCAGCGUCAGCAUCAUGGAAACAUCCAACUUCGCUCAUGUCAUCUUCCAGAACGUGGGGAAGAGUUUCCUACCCCAGGCCCCCUUGGAGUGCCGUUACACUCUGACCCCUUACAUUACUCCCCACCCCAAGGACUGGGUGGGCAUUUUCAAGGUGGGUUGGAGCACAGCCAGGGAUUAUUACACCUUCCUUUGGUCUCCCAUGCCUGAAAACUACGAGCCAGGAAGUACUGUGCACAGGACUGUGGUGUUUCAAGGUUAUUAUGUUCCUAAAUCUGACGGAGAGUUUUACCAGUUCUGUUAUGUGACCCAUGCUGGUGAUAUCAGAGGUGCCAGCACGCCCUUCCAGUUCAGGCCAGCCACGCCCACCGAGGAGCUGCUGACCGUCACAGAGGAGGACAGCAACUCAGACAUACUGGUCGUCACCACCAAAACUGGCCUGCUAGAGCGUGUGGAGGAGGCCCAGCAGGAGCGCAGGGAGCUGCUGAAGGCCAUGCGCCUCCUGCACGAGGAGAAACAACAGCUGCAGGAGGAGCAGAAACAACUGGUCAAGGAAAGGGAGCAGGAGAGGGAGACGUGUUGCCUGCUGCGGACACACAACCAGGAGCUGCUGCGCUCAUCGCAGGGCCUCUCAGAUGAGAGGGAGGAGGUACGGAGGAGGCUGGCGGAGGCCAAAGAUCGAGUUCGUCAGCUGGAGGAGGACCUGCUGGGAGUCACCCAGAGGGGCCUUCAGAAGGAGACUGAGUUGGACUGUCUACGGGAGCGUUUGAAGAAGCUGACAGCAGAGCGAGACAACUUUGAGAGCCAGCUGAAGAACGAGAAGGAUGAGAGAGAUCUUUAUAAGGCUCACCUGCGCAGCGCCGAGCUGGAGAACACCAAGCUGAGCGCAGAGCUUCAGAUGCUUAAAGCGGUGGAGCUGAACAGGGAGGUGACCAUCGCUCAAUUCCAAGAGGAGCUGGAGAGGCUCAGGGGCUGCGUCGCCCAGCGUGACAGUCUGGAGAGGGAGCUGCUGGCGCACAAACAUGACAAGGCAGAGCUCACUCACUUACGCGAGCAGCUUCAUCGCGCUGAGGAGCAGCUCCAGGCGUCCCGGCAGCAGGCCACCCUGCUCGCCUCGGAGCUACGGGACUCGGCCAGCGCCCGCGACCACACCAUGACCGAAUUGUACCGGGCCCGCAUAGAGGCCGACAAGCUCCAUGCCAGUCUCGCUGAUGCUCAAGCGGAGUGCCAGCGCAUGGAGAGCCAGCUAGACCGAAUGAGGAGCACUGCUCAGAAGGAGGGUGUUGGAACAAGCGGUGACGGGGCGCACUGCAUCAUGGUGGUGUCUGAGGCGGAGGCCGAGCUGCAGAGGGAGGUGGAGGAGCUGAAGCUGCGCCUCCACAUGGCUGCCGAGCACUACAAGGAGAAGUACCGGGAGUGUCAGCGCCUCCGCAGGCAGGUGGCCAAGCUCAGUACUGCGGAGUCACAGGGGGUUAUUAUGGAGUCAAAGAAAAACGUGUCCACUGAGACGACCCAGGAGCCGCUGAUUUCUAGUCCUGAGUCUCCGACUGAAGAAAAUUCCACUUCUGCUGUUCUACAAGAAGCCGCAGACAUGACAAUCACCCCUGAAGUAAGAAACGAGCAAUCCACAUAUGCUGAGGCCCCCAUUGGCAUAAAGGUGGAGGAAAUCCAGAGGGAGAAAUCACUGCAGGAGGCUACGGUAGAGGCUGGGAGAGAGGAACAACAAGUGGAAGACAGGGAAAGUGGGGACAAAGACUGCGAAAAGGAGGAGAAGAAAGAGGAGAACCUGCCCGAGGAGAGCCUGAGGAUGGCGAGCUGGGUGGAGGUGAGCAACGAGAGGCUGAGCGCCGAGGAGAAGAGCGAGGCAGGAGUGGAACUGACGGAGGAGGAAGCGGGGGACAACGCUGAGGACCAGGAGCCACUGGAGGUGGAGGAAAGGAGCACUGGAGAAGCGGAGAAGGAUCAGACGCGCUCUGUGGAGGCAGAGCUGGCCGUGAUGGAGGAGAAGUGGAGGGUGCAGUGCGUCAUCAAUGAUACGCUCAAACAGCGGCUGGCCGAUGAGGAGGGGCGAUUCAGAGUGCAGAUGGCAGAGCGAGCCAUCGAGGUGUCCGAGCUGAAACAGACCCUCGCCCAGGUUCUUAAAGACAAAGAGCAGCUGCAGGAGGAACUCCAGCGUUACAAGUCCAGGCAGAGGGAACUGGAGGCUGGUGUUCAGGGAGCUGAGGCCAAGCAGACCAUGGUGCUCCGCUACCCCCUCCCCUACCCCCAGGACCCCUCCCCACCACCUCUAGUCCCACAGAGGCCUGCAGAGCUGCAGUACGGCAAUCCUUACUCCACCGAGACAUCGAAAGAUCGGUUGGAUGUCAUCUUGUCUCCUGAGCACUUGUCACGCCCUCCACCUGAAGCGCCACUCUGUGCCGCUCCCUGUGCACCUCCAGUGUCUCCACCCAGCCCCAGUCCAGGAGCUCCAGGCUGGGACCAGGAGGUUGUGUGCAUCCAACCUUCCCGCAGCACAACUCCACCGGAGAACAUGGAGGCUCCGGCAGAGGAGGCGCAAAAGGUGUGUGACAGAGCUCAGCAGCCAUGCGACCAUCCGUCCAGCCGACGCAGUGAAGUGAGGAGCAGCUUCUGCUUUGACUCCAGUACAAACGUCCACAAGCGCUGCCCGCUGUGCGAGGUCAUCUUUCCGCCCCACUUCGAGCAGCGCAGCUUCGAGCAGCACGUGGAGAGCCACUGGAAGGUGUGCCCCGUCUGCUCUGAGCAGUUCCCCCUCAACUGCCAGCAGCAGCUCUUCGAGAAGCACGUCCUCACGCACUUCGACGGCAACGUGCUCAACUUCGAGCAGAUCGAAUGAGGGGGUGGUGGACCUUGAAUUGUGACAGGCCGUGUAGGUAAACGUCUGUCGUCAGAUAUUGGUUCAUUUAUAUUGAAGGGAUUGGUGGUAUUAAGUUAAUACACAGUAUUUAGCACUUUUUUGUUUGCAAUCUCAGUGGUUUGCAAGAAUGUAGAGUGGAUAAUGCACUAAAAGGUUGGGAUCUACCAAAACAUUUACUCAAAUGAACAGCGAGUAAGGCAGAGUUUGCUAGAGGUGUCAUGGCUUUUUCAUUUUGCAUUAUUUCUAUGCUCACCUGUGAAGCACCUUUUAAAGUGCAUGUUUAUGCUCUGUGUGUUAAACCAACAAAAUAUAAAAGUUAAAGCACCCUCCACACGUUUUGCUUCCCUGGUAAAGAUGUUUAAAAACCUUACAAAUCUGGUAAAACCUAUCAAAUCAAAGUGAAAUUCAUGGUUGGAUUUCUCUACGUUUUCCAGUGUGGGAUUUUGCUUCUGCACAAAAAUGUCUGAUUUUUCUUUUUUUUUUUUUGCAGAAGCAUAACGCUAAUUGUGUCGAGGCCGCUGCAUUAGCAACCAAAAGUCCCAUCUUAUAAGUGAAUUGGAGCUCAACAAAAGUGUAAAUGCAGACGCUCAAAUGUGUUUGCGUGACUAAAGAGUUCCCAUUUUCUCCUGUUGUCUGUAUGAGUGUUUUGCAAAGAUGUCGGAUGUUUGAAACAAAAACAGCACUACAUUUCCACGGAUCCGCACUAAAUAAUGCUUUAUUCCGAAUAUACUGUACAUAGAAGAAUGAGUCUGGGGAAAUUUCCUGUCCUGAAGCUGUCUCCCUUCAUUAUCUUCCUGAACAAAACGACAGAUCGGAGAUGUUUCACUUCCUGUUGUGCACUUUCUCGCAGGCAGAUCAUAAGCAGAAGGACUGAGAGUUAAUGGAUGCUUUUGGCAAAUACACUUUGUGUUUUUUUAAGCUUAGAAAUUUGAAGAGGUCGCUGCUUUGUGUGCAGGUCUGUAAGCCCUCAUGACCAUCAUCUAACUGUAUGUUCUGAGCUUCUUGUCCAAUUUCCGUUUUUACAGCAGUGUUUCUUAACAAUGUUGCAUCCAGGCUUCACAAAGUAUAAUGCCUUGGAAUAAGUAUUCCAUCACCUUGGAACUUUUCCACAUUUCGCACAAACUUCAAUGUAUUUUAUUGGGAUUUUAUGUGAUAAACUAACAAAAGAGCAUAUAAUUGUGAAGUGAAAAGAAAAUGGUUUGCGCCAUUGCAUAGGACUGCCAGAAUCCAAUAAUUAGUGGGAUGGGAGUAUAAAUGUAUAAAUUUUGGAUGCCAAUAACAUUUUUGGCUUAUGGAUAGACUUUUCCUGCCCAGUAGGAUUUGUUUUUUUAGUAGCUAAGAUGCUAAAGGUCACAAAGUGUGAUGGGGACAUUGGGAUGCAGUCUGACUUAAUGUUUUAGCAACAGUAUCAAAAUCACAUAUUUUCCUGAUAUUUUGGAGUUGUACUAUGCAUGAAUUCCCACACAGCAUUAUGUUGGCACCACCUUGUUUCACUGUGGGUCUUGUGUGUUCUGGGUAAACCUCACUGUUGGGUUUCAGCUAUAUGUAGUGUUUCCCAUGUAGGCCAAGUUUGGUCUCUUCUGCCACAUGUUUGCUGUGUCCCUAGAUGGCUCCUGGCAGACUGCAUAUAGGACUACCUAUUGCCACUCAUCCAUAAAGGCCGGAUUUGUGCACGACUAAUAGUCGUCAUGUCAACAGAUUAUUCCACCUGAGCUGUGGGUCUCUACAGCUCCUACAGAGCUACCCCUACAGAGCGUUAAUCAGAGGAGCGACCAGGGGUCCUCCCCCAGCAUCAGUGUAGUUGGAUGGCUUGCAGGUCUUCUGUGCAUUUUCUGUUUUCAGACGAAGGCUUGAACAGUUGGAAAGGACUGGCAAGCUGCUCAGGGAUUCACCCUGCCUCUCGCCCAAUGACAGCUCGAUGGACAAUGGGAUGGAUCGAUCAGUUCUACAAGUUUUAUAACGUAAAACUACUUUAAACUUCUCCACAGCAUCAUCCCUGCCAUGUCUGCUGCGCUUGUCAGCCUGUUUUUUAAUGACUAAUAAUCUAUAUUGAAGAGGCCUGUUGACCUCUGAAGGUAUUGGCUCUAUUUAUUGGUAGCAGAGUAAAUGGGGCUGAACAUAAAUGCACGCCACAUCUUAUUUUCCGACAGCUUCACAGUAACAUUCUGUAGUUUCUAUCACAUAAAAUCCCUUAAAAAAAUAAACCUAAUUUGUGACGUGAAAAGGUUCAAGGGGUGUGAACCCUUCAGCAAGGCACUGUACAACCAACCGAAUCCCUGUGUACACCACGUGCCCCCCACCCUAACCCCCUUGUGUGAGGAUGUCUGGAAAUUCGUGUAAGUGUGCACUGAAAAGAUCUUUAAGAAUAAAUGAAGCUUGUCUAAAUGAA